CUUUCUAAAGUAUUAUUCAUUGAGUGCCUAUAUUCUUUGCUAUAUAUAUAUAUUAUAUAUAUCAGUAGUACGCGAGUGUAUAAUGAACGUAUUACUGAAAUCUUUGUUGACAUUUAUAGUGACAUAACCCUCAGAAUCAAAUUAUAUUAUUAAUUUUCCUGAUAUUGUUUUUCACGUACAAAUUUUUUACAAGUUAUCACACUCUAAAAUCGCAUUUAUUCAUUUAAUAUUUGAUGCAGAGAUUGAUAAGUUUGUAGAGUGAACAUAUCAACUAUUAUAUUAACAUAUAAAAAUGGCACAAACAACUACUAUUGAAACAAUCACUAUUACUAGGCCUUUGAAGGUGAUAGCAUUUAUAUGUGGAAUAAUAGUAAUAUUAUUAAUGAUAAUGGGCUUAGCUUCUACUGAUUGGUUAAUGGCAUUAGGAUGGAGACAAGGAUUAUUUGCACAUUGUAUUGAAGAAGCAGCGCCUACACCUUUGCCAUUUAAUGUACCAGAUUCUGCAGGAUGUUUCCAAGCUAGAGACGUUGCCUAUAUAAAAGCAGCUGCUGCCUUAUGUGUAGUAUGUUUAAUAACAGAUAUUGCAGCAACAAUUCUUACUGGUCUUGGUUUAAGAUCACAAGAUAAUCGUGAUAAGCAUAAAUAUUAUAGAUUUGCAGUCUUUUGCAUGGGUUUUGCAUUGAUAUCACUUUUAAUAGCUUUAGUAAUAUAUCCAGUAUGUUUUGCCGCAGAACUUAAUUUUGGAAAUCGACCAAUGUGGGAAUUUGGUUGGGCAUAUGGAGUUGGUUGGGGUGCAGCUAUAUUUUUGUUUGGUGGAGCGAUUUUAUUAUUAUGCGAUAAGGAAAGCGAAGAAAUUUAUUACAAAGAAAGAAAAAUUGUACGCGAUGAUAUUGGCGGUGGAGGUUCUAUGAUUGGUAUGGGACAUCAUGGUGGACGAAGUGGGACGCAAUUAGCCUAGUGGCAUUGCUCCCUGCCCGACGUUGUUCUCUAGGUGAUUUAUUUCUUCUUUUUCUGUCCUCACUAUUUGAUACAUUUGUGGAGAAAAACGUACACAUGUAUAAGAGUAAACAAUUUUUAUAUAUAGUCUGCUUGUUCACCAGCAUAUAUUGGACAUAACUAUCACUUUGAUAUAGGAUGUAUGAAACAUCUUAUCGGCGAAAAGAGUUUGUAAAUUGACCGAAACUUGAUUAAUUCGUUCGUGGGUUACCAAUUUCCAAUUUUUCAUAGUAAAAAUUUUGGGACCAUUGCAUCAUUUAAUUUACUAUAAUAUUAUAUUUUAUGUGUAUCAUAUAACUAAAAUUAUUUUUUAUGUAGUUUAUAUACAUACGUUAUUUCAUAAAAUUUGUUAAUUAAUAUUUUAUACCAUUAUUAUGGUAGCAUUCAUGCUGCAUCUCUUAUCUAUAAAAAACAUAAUGAAAUCACAAUUUCUAUUUGUUGCUUAUUUAUUUAAGAUGAGGCAACUUUAUUAAUAAGACUUUCAAUUUGCUAUUUAUAAUUUAUCAUUAUGAUCUUUAACUUUUAUCAUGCCUACAUCUGUUUAUUAUUUUUUGGCUAAUUUAAAAAAUGAUCUUUGCCGUUCGAAAAUAGCAAAAAAUACUGGAGUACUUAAAUAAAAUUUAAUAUUUUUUCUUUUAUGAAGAUUUACACAAAGAUUUCAAUAAUAAAAAAUUAAAAAAGUAAUAGAAUUACAGAAUUAGAAACUGCCUGACUUUAGUCAAUUAAUGAAUUAUUAAUUAUUUUUAUUUUUAUAUAAAAGUUUAUAGUUUCAAUUUAGUUAUUAUUUAUUAUCUUUAUUUUAUAUAUUGUAUUUUCAUAUACAUAUAUAUGUAUAUAUGUUUAUUAGAUGCUAAUAAUUUAUUAUUUCUUUGAAUUUAUUUUUACUUAUUAAUAUUAAAAGUGAUAUUUGCUUUAAAAUGAUUUAUAUUAUUAAAAUAUUUGCUAAUACUUUAAUAAUAUAAUAUUUAUAAUGUCAUAUAUACAUAUUGCAAAUAAAAUUCGGGAAAAAUUGUUCUAAGCAAUCUUAUGAUUACAUACACGCACACGAAUUAAUAAAAUUAGACAAAAUUUUAAUUGAUUCUUAGUGCUGGAAAAAUAGCAUUUAUAAAAAAAAAAUUACAUGCUUGGGUACAUUAUCGAUUUAUAUAAAUUUUGAAAAAUUUUUGUAUUUAUUUUAUUAUUUUAAGAUAAAAUAUCUUUGUAAUAAAAUUUGGCUUGAAUCAUAAUUAAUUAUAAAAUUACAAAAUCUUUUAUCAUAUAAUUAUAAUUUAACAAUUUAUUUUUUUAUUAUAUUAUUUUCAUGAUUUUUAUAUAUAUUAUUCUGAUGUCUUCCUCUAUUAAUAAAAAUAAAUGUAAAUGUUUAUUGUAUUAUGAAAAAUGCACACAAAUGCUACCUCCAGUAAUUUUUAUUUUUCAAAUACAGUCAUUUAAAUUAUAUAAAGCAAAAAAUGAAAAAACAGUAUAAUUCUCUCAAAUAAUAUAAUAUUUGAUUUAAUUAUGAAUAAUAUUAAUUUCUUUCUUUAUAUAUGUCUGAUUAUAAGACUAAGAUAUUUAUUUGUAUAAAUCCUUUAGUUUUUGUUAAUUAUUAAUAAUUAUUUUGUUUCUCAUAUUUAUUUAAAUAAAUAAAAUCAUUAAACUUAAAUAAAUAAAAUCAUGUAUUUACUUUGUGUUAAUAUGUAAAUUUAAUAAAAUCUUUCAAAUGAUAUAUAUUAUUAUAUAUAUGAAUUUAACUAAUUUUGAAAUCAAUAUGAAAAUUUAUAUAAAUAUUUUAGUAUUUUUAAUAUAUUUUACUUCAUAAAAAUAUUUAUAUGCAUCACUGUAUUAAGAAUAAUCACAUUACAUUAUUACUAUUUACCAAGCAUGUAUGCAAUAUGAGAGCUGAAAUAUGUACGCGUUUUAAGUUAUUCAUGACAUUUUUAAUUUUAUAUGAAUUAAAAAUAAUAAUAUUGAAAAUUCGUUAAAUUUGAUAAAAAUAAUUUCUAACAGUAUUAUAUUUCAUAGUAAUUCUUAAUUGGUAACCGUUUUUUUUUAACUUUUUCAUUUAAUUUGAUCAAAUAAAUAUUCAUGAUUUUCAUCCAUUGUCUAUAAGGAGAAGGAUAAUUUCUCCAUAAAUCAAAGAUAUUUUAAGUUAAAAACAGCACUAAAUAUUUAAGUGUGCGACAGAAUAGAGGCAGCUCGGGCAGGUAUUAUCUAUUAUGUUAUCUGCAUUACAUACGUGUACGUAUAUGUAUAUAUAGGUAUUUUAUAAAUACAUGUAAUAGAAUGAUACAGUUGCAGUUAUCGCGAUACUCUAAUGAAAAAGACUAAAAUGAAUACAAAACCAGUACAUGCAUUUCGUAUGAUGCGGCAGAUCAAUCAUGCUUUUUACAAUGAAAGACAAUUCGUAUUUUAAUGCUAAGAGUUACAGUGCAUUUGAUUCUUUACCAAACACUGUCGAUUUGCGCCUUUCAAUUUUGAUAUACUUUUAAAUGAAAUGAAGUACUGUAUAAGAUUAAGAAUAUAACUAAAUAUUGAAAUAUGUUUGAAAGAUGGAAACAAACAAAUUACGAUAUGUUAAUUAAGAGGUUUAAAAUAUAGAAAAAUAAUAUGUGUAUGCAUAAAAAGGAUAUGUUAUCAUAAAUUGAAUAAUAAUAAAAUAUAGCUUGUAUUUUGUUUGUAUACAUCUUUUCUGCUAUAUUUUACACUUUAUUCUAUUUAGUAUCUAAAUAGAAAACAAAAAAGAAAGAAAACAUAGAAAGUAAAGUUUCAAAAUGCAGAAUUAUAAAUUGUAAUUUUCAAAAUUUAUAAAAAUUUAUAAUAAAAAUCCACGUUUCGAAGUUAUGAUCAAAAAAGCAUUAAUUUUAAUCUGGAAGAAAAUAUACUAUUAUACUGAUCUAUUACUGAUUGUAAUAAACUUAAAUAUUUAUGUAUUAGAACUACAAUAUAGAUAAUUUAAUUUUCUGUUCUACUAUUAUGAUAUAUAUAUGUAAGCAAACAAAAUGAUUAUAGAUAAUGUAGAAUUAAUAGAGCACCAUAUCAGAGUAAAAAAAAAAUCUUAAUAGUUUGUUAUAUACAAUCUUGAACAAAAAACAAAUUCUUUGUUAUAUAGUAAUUUAUUUAUAUAUAAUAUAUUGAAAUUAAAUAUAGUUUUAUUAUAAAAUAAUUUGUUCGGAACCAGCUAAUUGCUUAAUAAAAUUAAAUAUUAAUUUGAUUUUGUUUUUGAACAAGAAAUUCGAAAUAGUAGCAAAAAUGGUAAAUAGAUCAACAAUAUUAUUUUUCGAAAAAGAAUAGAAUAACAUUUCCUCUAUGUUACUAAAUAUUAAAGAUUUAUAGUUUUUCACUUUCAAAUUUUUUACUUUUUGGAUUUCUUAUUUCGCGAAUUUUAAACAAAGGAGAGAGGAAAGAGAUUACUUAUUUUAAAUAUAAAAAAAUUGUUUAUAAAGGUUAUAAAAAAAAAUUAAAAAUGAACAAUGUAAAUGUAUAAUUUUUGCAAUAUAUUUAUGAUAUAUUUUCUUCAAGAUUGAAUUCAUGUUAAUGAAACAAAAUAAAAAAAUUUUAAACAAAAUUAUCUAAAUAAUCAUAAUUUUUUUAAUUUAUAUAAUUGUAAUAAUGUACAUUAUAUUUCAAUGCGUAAAAAAAAAAACUUUUAAUAAAUUAUUCACAAGAUUAAUGCUAUAGAGUAGAAAAUUCAUUGUAUGUAAAAGUUUAAGAAAAAAGAUUGACAAAGUAAUAAAACAAUACUUAACAUUUCAUAUUGUAUAGUAUACAUAUCGUACUUAUUUAUGCAUAUCGUAGUAAAUAUAAAAAAUAUUAAAAUAUAAAUAUAGACUAUAAAAAAUAUUAAUGUCAGAACAAAAAAGUGUGUAAAUUCGUUUUCUGUAUUAAGAAAUAUUUGAAUGCUCAGUAGAAUUGUAUGUAGAAAUAAAAAAUUAUUUAUGAGCAUAGUACAAUGUAAACAUAUCGUAAUUGUACAAAGAAUAAACAAUAUAUCUAAAAACUAA
This is a messenger RNA of Apis cerana (Asiatic honeybee), 4976 nucleotides long. Its product is annotated as transmembrane protein 47. NCBI's taxonomy places the organism in Eukaryota, Metazoa, Arthropoda, Insecta, Hymenoptera, Apidae. Gene Ontology annotation, biological process: cell-cell adhesion. Gene Ontology annotation, cellular component: cell-cell junction; membrane. The record is from RefSeq and is a predicted model, not a curated record.